AACAGCAGUCCGGCACCAGACACAAAAAGGGCAACAUCGCAAGAAACUUAGGGACAGAAUUGAAAGGAGAAGAAGGAGUAGCAAACAUGUUCAAGUGGUUUGUGCUGCUGUGCGUCCUGGCACUGGCCAGUGCGGAGCUGCAAAGGAUCAAGAUACAUCGAAGCGAGCACAAGCGGGAUCGUCGUCAUGUGAAGCAGGAGGUGCGCUCGUUGCGGCACAAGUACCAGCAGCUCAUCCAGGACUAUGUGAUCUACGACAAUGGACAGCCGGACUAUUACAGCGAUUACACCGAGUUCACCACGGAGGAGCUGGGCAACUCCAUGAACAUGUAUUACUAUGGACAGAUCAGCAUUGGCACUCCGCCGCAGUACUUUAAUGUGGUGUUCGACACGGGCUCCGCCAAUCUGUGGAUACCCUCGGCUCAGUGCUUGUCCACGGAUGUGGCCUGCCAGCAGCACAAUCAAUACAACUCCGGUGCCUCGAGCACUUAUGUGGCCAACAAUCAGAACUUCUCCAUUCAGUACGGCACAGGAAGUGUCACUGGAUAUCUGGCCACGGACACUGUCACCAUCAAUGGCUUGGCCAUUGCCAAUCAGACCUUCGGGGAGGCUGUCUCCCAGCCGGGCAACAGCUUCACGGGCGUCGCUUUUGAUGGAAUUUUGGGCAUGGGCUACCUGACCAUUGCCGACGAUGCUGUCGUGCCACCGUUCUAUAACCUUUACGAACAGGGACUGAUCGAUGCGCCCACUUUUGGCUUCUAUUUGGCCAGGAAUGGCACCUCCGAGGAGGGUGGCCAGCUGGUGCUCGGUGGCGUUGAUGUCUCCCUGAUGUCUGCCGAUCUCACCUACGUGCCCGUGUCCCAGGAGGGCUACUGGCAGUUCUCCGUGGACAACAUCAGCUGGAAUGGCUACUUGUUGUGUGAAGGCUGCCAGGCCAUUGCCGACACGGGCACCUCCCUGAUCGCCUGUCCCUCGGUUGUCUACCCGCAGAUCAAUCAGCUCAUUGGAGCCGUUCUCACCGAUGGCAGCUACUACAUUCCCUGCGACACAUUGAACUCUCUGCCCGUGUUGAGUUUCAUCAUUGGUGGCACGACCUUCGAGCUGCCCGCCUCGGUGUACAUUCAGGUCUUCCAGGAGGAGGGUAACACCUCCUGCAUGUCCACCUUCACGGACAUUGGCACCGAGUUCUGGAUCCUGGGCGACGUCUUCCUGGGACAGUACUACACGCAGUUUGAUUUUGGCGAGAAUCGCGUGGGUUUCGCUCCUUUGAGCAAUUAAGUUUCUGCAGCGAAAAAGUGUAAUAAAUAAAUGUGCAAUGAAUCGAAGCAACA
Drosophila guanche is the source of this 1330-nucleotide messenger RNA. Its product is annotated as lysosomal aspartic protease. Lineage: Eukaryota; Metazoa; Arthropoda; Insecta; Diptera; Drosophilidae. The record is from RefSeq and is a predicted model, not a curated record. Gene Ontology annotation, biological process: proteolysis; cell death. The coding region runs from base 87 to 1277 and encodes 396 amino acids. Gene Ontology annotation, molecular function: aspartic-type endopeptidase activity. Gene Ontology annotation, cellular component: lysosome. The transcript has a single exon.